Culex pipiens pallens (northern house mosquito) is the source of this 2506-nucleotide messenger RNA. Its product is annotated as SANT and BTB domain regulator of class switch recombination. The record is from RefSeq and is a predicted model, not a curated record. Lineage: Eukaryota; Metazoa; Arthropoda; Insecta; Diptera; Culicidae. The coding region runs from base 139 to 2385 and encodes 748 amino acids. The transcript is spliced from 4 exons.
CCGGGAUACGGCGGAUUUGUUGUAAUAAUAAAACACUAUGACCUUAUAACAAAUUUUGCGCAAAACUUCUUGAAGGCAUUCAGCCAAAGUUGAACGCGUUAUUCUCUUGCGUUGGAAAUUCCCAGUGAUUCAUCAAAAAUGACCGACCACCACCAUCCAGAUCACCCGGACCGCGGCGAUUCGAUUUCGAUUAGCAAGAAGAACCCUCCGCCGUUCGAUUACAACCAGCUGGCCCGGAACGAGCUGGUCAAUGCGACGGUGCGACCGGCCGAGAAUGCUUCACCCGCUAGGCAACAAGGCAAAAAAGAUGACGCUCAAAAAAAGUCCUUCAAAAAGAAGUCCCUGUCGCACGGGAAGGCCCCGCCCGCGGCUAAACCGGUGGCCACCAAGCAGCCGGAAAGUGCCGUCGACGUGCCGAAGCGAAACCUGGACGCGUUGCUGAACGAAAAGCUGGACGAAGUGUUGAACGAGGGCAUCCUGGACUCGGUGCUGCCGUUCAUCUGUCCGGUCAACCCGCCAAGCUCGUCCAGUGGUUACGGGAAAAGCAUCGGCACCAAGCCGGUCGUCCCGAUCGGGAUGACCAAAUCGAUUGGCAGUGGUGGCGAGGCUAGCUCACCGGAUGCCGGGGGGCAGAGCGCGGGAAGUAGCGCGAAAAAGACAAGCCUGUCGGCCGUUGGGGACGUGUCGCAGAACUUUCUGAUCGCCAGCAGCACCAGCAAGAUUGGGGCACGCAGGAAGUCGUCGUUUUCCCAGCUGGCAAUUCCGGAUAGCAGGGCGGAGCCGGAAGUGAUCAUCCACGUGUGCGACGAGGUGAAGGGAACGUCGCGGGAUUUUUCCUGUCCCCAGAAGCUGUUGAUUUCGAAAAUGGGUUACUUUGCGGAUGUGACCGCUGGUCAGCGGCUCGAGGACAUGGACAUUUCGGUGCACUGCGACCUGCAGAUUUUUGAGUGGCUCAUGAAGUGGGUCAAGAAGGAUUCCAUGUCCCAGGACGAGUGGCCCGCGCUGGAUCCGUCGAACGUGGUUCCGAUUCUGGUGUCCGCUAGCUUUCUGCAAAUGGAGCCGCUCCUGUUGGACUGUUUGUCCUUUUGCCACGCGCGUUUGAACGAGGUCGUUAAGGCAUCCGCAAAUCUGGCCUGCCUCAACGACAGCAUCAUCACUCGACUGGCGGCGAUGUUCACCAAUCUCGAGUUGGAAAUGGUUAAAGACAAAAAGGACCGCAUCGCGCCUCGGCUUUGGACAAAGUUGAUCCAAAGUCUGUGCGAAAUUGAGCCGCAGGCGCUGCGAGGCCAUUACGCCACGCUGGUCGGUAUGUUCCGGUGCCUUCGAUGUGCCAAAUACCUCACGCAAACCGUUAGCACGUUCAUACACUGCGUGCCGCAGAAUAUUCGUUUGAACCGGUGGGGACAGCUGAUUAGCUCGCACGUCAAGGAUCCCGCCUGGAACCUGACCAGCUACGUGGCCAGCCUGCACAAAGAGUUGCGUUCGUGGCGAAAGGUCUACUGGCGGCUCUGGGGACACUGUCACUUUCUGUACUGCGCCAUUUGCGACACGCACUUUGCGGUUUAUCAGAUGCUGUGGUGCCAGUAUCAUCCAGAGCAGCCGCAGUUUUUGGGACCGGCGGCGGAAGGACGCGUCACGGGACCGGCCGGACGUUAUCCAUGCUGCGGAAAGCAAGCCUACCGCUACGAGACACUACCAGGACCAACGGGUUGUCAGUACCGGGAGCACACCGUGCAAGCGGACACCGAUCGCGACAGGGCUAUUCUGCAGCUUGCCAUCCACGCCUCCGAGGGUGGUUGCCUGUACGAAACGGCUCCGUUCAAGCCACCGAGCACAGCGAACCAAGAACCGUGGUGGAACGGCAUUGGGAUAUUGCCACACCGCUCGAGACAGGGUUUGCUGCCGUCGUUCCACGUGGACGGCGAUCCCCACCCGAGUCGUGCCAACCGAAAGUUCAUCCCCCGUCAGAUGUCGCAGUCGGUGGCCGAGUCUGACACGGAGUCGGACUCGGAAGAUGCGGACAAAUCCGGUACGAUCCUGAGCCGUUCGUCGAGUAGCAGCAGCGAUGGCGGUGAAUCCGAGUACAGCAGUCCCCGCUCGUUUCGGCCCAAGAACGCCAAGUGCAAGCCGAAGAUGUCCUACGGGAGGCACUGGGCCGGGGAAAUGAGCGCUCGGAGCAACCAGGAUAAUCAGCGCGAGUUUGAGGAGCGCGCCAUGAAGCAGAUCAUCUCGAUGGUUGGGAAAAAGACGGGCGGCGAGCAAAACCAGCAGUACGCGACCUACCAGCAGGGCGGAAUCUUCGUGAAGCUUGAAGCGGACUGGCGCGAGUCGAUGAAGCAGAAAAAUCUGGCCAGCGUCAAGGCCAAGCCGAACGCCUUCAAAUGAUGACUAAUUCUGGAUCUGCGCGAACGAUCGCUGGAGAAGACGGUUUGAAGCGAGUUCCACCGAAUACUAUUGAUCUGCUACGAAUAAGCCUAUACACGAGGGCACAGUCCCUUAACUUAUA